Molecule: messenger RNA, 270 nt
Organism: Linum trigynum
Lineage: Eukaryota; Viridiplantae; Streptophyta; Magnoliopsida; Malpighiales; Linaceae
Source: the annotation of a GenBank genome assembly
AUGGCAGUUGGUGCCUUGAUGUAUAGUUAUGCGGCGAUAGGUGACGCGAGUUCAAGUUGGAGCUUGGAUGAACCGCGAGUUGGGCCGGAGGCAGUGCGACCAUCGGCUUGGGAUGUAGAGCGAGUCCGAAUCGAUGUGUCCGCGCUAUUUGAUGGGGAGCGGCGGAUGGGGCUUGCGCUAGAAGUCAAGCUACACCUGUCAAGGACUCCAGCGCGGGGCGCGAGUUAUAGGCGUUCCUUCGGCGGUUUGCGGCGCGGGCAGGGCCGCUAG